AUGGAUGCAACGUCUCUUGGAAUUGCCCUCCCAACUGUAGCGGAAGAAUUACAUGGCGAAAGUUUGCAGAGCUUCUGGGCUAACAUGUCCUAUACUCUGUGUAGUCUCGUCAUGCAACCACUUUGGGCCAGUAUAUCAGAUGUCUUCGGCCGAAAGCCAUCUUUCUAUAUAUGCAUGGCAUUCUUUUUCAUCGGCUCAAUCGUUUUUGCGCUUGCAAAGGACAUGAAUACCAUUAUCGUCGGUCGAGUGCUUCAAGGAUUUGGCGGAGGAGGUAUCGACGUGCUUGUGGAAAUUAUACUUUCGGAUAUUACAACAUUGAAGGAACGUCCAUUCUAUCUUGGAUUAAUGGCAAUCCCCAAUGCCGUAGGGAAUAUUCUCGGACCGUCAAUUGGAGCCAUUUUUAGCAAUUAUGCAAGCUGGAGAUGGAUUGGAUGGGUGAACUUGCCAAUAUUAGGAAUCAGCGCGCCUCUUGUUGUUUUUUUUCUCCGUCUAAGACCAGUUGAGCUUGAUGAAAAAUUAUCUGCCAACCUAAAGAAACUCGAUUGGAUUGGUAUGAUGCUGGUUGUAACUGGUAUCACCAUUUUUGUCCUACCACUCAGUUGGGCUGGCUCACUUCUCCCAUGGAAGUCGUGGCAAACCCUCCUCCCAAUACUUCUAGGGGCCGCUUUGCUUGUUAUAUUUGUGGUAUAUGAAGCUAAGCCCAAAGUUCCUAUCCUGCCUCAUCGUCUUUUCCACUCGAGAACUGCAAACAUGACCUUGGCGGCGGCCUUCGUACAUGGCAUGAUCCUGAUCUCGCUGUUACAGUAUCUGCCUUUAUUUUAUCAGGCCGUAGAGCUCGAGACAGCGAUCCGAUCUGCGGUCUCCUUACUUCCCACCGUCAUCAUUAGUGUAGUAUUCGCAGCUAUCUCGAUGAUGAUGAUGGUCUCGGUCGUUGGUGGAUAUGUAUGGAUCAUACGAUUUGGCUGGAUUAUCAUAAUCCUGGGAACUGGAUUGCUAGCACUUUUUGACGUUGGAUCUUCGUCAUCGCUACUUUUUGGCCUUCCAAUUCUUUGGGGAAUGGGCGUGUCCUUACUGCGUCUUCUUCUGCUCCCUAUUCAGGCAAGCGUGAAAAAUGUCGAUGAUACCGGCUUGGCAAUCGGACUUUUGCUGACAAUUCGAAUGUUCGGAGGUCUUAUCGGACUUACAGUUGCGUCAACGAUAUUCAACUCUGUCUUUUCUGCUUCCAUUGCUUCUAUUGAAUUGACAGGAACUCUUUCUCAGCUCCACAACCCAAGUAAAGCUGUUUCCUUCAUUCCAGAGCUGAGAUCUCUGGAAAUAUCCCCAAAGGUCCUGGAUGCCGUUUUGAGAGUUUAUCUUGGGUGCUUUAAGACUAUUUUCUAUACGAUGGCAGGGUUUGGAGGUCUGGGUCUUCUCACUUCUCUUCUUACUGAAGACCUGGACUUGAACAAGAAGGAUGUCGGCCAACAGCGGUUCGAAGAAUGA
Botrytis deweyae is the source of this 1482-nucleotide messenger RNA. RefSeq lists its product as uncharacterized. NCBI's taxonomy places the organism in Eukaryota, Fungi, Ascomycota, Leotiomycetes, Helotiales, Sclerotiniaceae. Gene Ontology annotation, molecular function: transmembrane transporter activity. The coding region runs from base 1 to 1482 and encodes 493 amino acids. The record is from RefSeq and is a predicted model, not a curated record. The transcript has 2 exons. Gene Ontology annotation, biological process: transmembrane transport.